Molecule: messenger RNA, 4538 nt
Organism: Hippoglossus stenolepis (Pacific halibut)
Lineage: Eukaryota; Metazoa; Chordata; Actinopteri; Pleuronectiformes; Pleuronectidae
Gene: golga7bb
Product: golgin A7 family, member Bb
Exons: 5
Coding region: 112-591 (159 amino acids)
Biological process (GO): protein targeting to membrane; peptidyl-L-cysteine S-palmitoylation
Cellular component (GO): palmitoyltransferase complex
Source: RefSeq, a predicted model, not a curated record
GUGUCCGGUCCUCCUCUCCUGCGCGUGUGUAGUCGCCUUGUCCCGCACGGCACGAGCACACGGCUGUCGGUCUCGGGACGGAUCCUUCUCUGCAGCUUCUUGCACCGCAACAUGGCGACAGAGUUCCAUAACCUGCAGGAGCUGAGGCACAGUGCAUCACUGGUAACAAAGGUGUUUGUACAGAGAGAUUACAGCCAAGGAACCGUCUGUCGCUUCCAGACCAAGUUCCCCUCAGAGCUCGACAACAGGAUUGAGCGUACCUUGCUGGAGGAGACGGUGAAGACCCUGAACUCUUAUUAUGUCGAGGCCGAGAAAAUUGGAGGUCAGUCGUACCUGGAAGGAUGUCUGGCCUGCGCUACAGCGUACAUCGUCUUCCUCUGCAUGGAGACACGCUACGAGAAGGUGCUGAAGAAGAUAUCAGGCUACAUCCAGGAGCAGAAUGAGAAGAUCUACGCUCCUCGAGGUCUGCUGCUCACCGACCCCAUAGAGAGAGGAAUGAGGGUUCUGGAGAUCAGCCUCUUUGAAGACCGGGGCUCGGGCAGCUCCAGUCCCAGCAGCAGCAUGACGUCAGCCGCCAGCAGCGCCCGGUGACUGGAGGGGCAGCGCCAGGCUUACGGGUACCACCACAGGGGCAGCGGGACACUCACCAACAUCCGCAUGCUGAAACAUGAGAGCACCAGGUUCUAAGACAAGUGGAGAGAACAAAGGCAAGGAGGUGAUCCACAGCAUUCACACUCUCCCUGCUGGAGUCUGCACGACGUACCACCACGAGAUCAGGAGCUGGCUUACACAAACACACUGGAUAUGCAACAGAAUCAACACAAGUACAACAGAGCCCACACAUAGGCAGCAGACACAUGUACAAGCCAACAUCCGGAGUGUCUGCGAGGGAAUAGAUUUCACUUUCCGACUGCUAUCCAACCCAAAAUAAUCUAUUUUUUUAUUUUUUCACAUUUUUCCAUUCACCUUUUCUCUCAUUCCUUCACGUCUGUUUCCAUGAGUCACACCAUCUCUGUGGUGAAGCUGAUUCACUAGGCUUAAGCUUGAUUAGACUGGACGUCAAUGCUUGAUUGGUUUCCGGGGGGUCACUGUCACUGCGACAUAUCUGCUGACGCAUUGGUUGUGUAGGUUCAGGUCUGUGCAGCAGCUCUGAACUCUGGAAGGAGGGAAACUACCGGCCCCCGGGGAGGACCAAUGUUCUCUCCUCUCACUGAAUGAUUGCAUUCAUGUAAGGUGGUUUGGGUCAAGCUGCUUUGAAUGCUGGCAAAUUGGGCCUUCUGUGGGACGAAGCGGGUCGAUGCUCCGUUCACAUGCUUUUGGCUUCAGUAUCAAACAGCUAACAGAGAGCACCUUGGAUUAUUUAUCCUCCUCAUCCACAGCAGUGGAUACGGGUGAUCCACAUCACAGCUGCAGGUCACAGACUCACUCGCACGCACACGUGCAUACAAAUGCACAUAUGAACUCCAGUGCUCAUACAGACACAUGCUAGGGAGGGAACAUGCACGCACAUAUGCACUCCAGUGGCAAGUGGCCAUGCAUUACCACACACACACACACACAGAUUCUGGCAGAGAUAGAGUCAACCUACACAGACAGUGCUCUAUAUGGUCCAAGCUCAUUAAAAACACGAGCAGAUCUAGACCCUGUUGAGUGUGUACUAGUUUCCCUGGUAGUGCGCAUGUAAUGUGCAUGUAUCUGAUGUGCAUGUGUCUGUGUCACGAGUCACAGCUUUACCUCGCGCUGAUAAUUAAGGAGCCAGGGGAAUCGGAGAGCAAGGAUCAGUGCAGUAAAUGACAAACCCACGUUCUGAGAACACUGAGACUGUGUGGGUUGUUAUCUCUGCAGCUCUAUGGUUAAUGACAGGUGUUCAUUUAUAGGGUUGUGUAGGAAAAUCCGCCCACUCACAGUUUGGUACCUUAACGAUUAUUAUGCUGUACGGCUCUCAUGCAAGUACAUUUUUUUCAACUGUGCAAAAUGAAAACAAUGAUUAUGCGCACACCAACUUGAGGAUUAAUGAGUGAUUACAUUUUCACAUUUAAAGUGUGCCUGUUUAUUAGUGCUACCUGUCAUUUAACACUUCUUUAUUAUCAGAAAUACAGGGAUCAGCUUAUGUGUCAUUUUGUCGGUGAAACACAGUUGGAGCUCCCUCUAGGGUCUAAAUGAGGAAGUUCAGAACCUCUGACAGAAAAAUCUGGAUUGAGGCUGUAUUUCUUACUCCUUAAUGCAACUAAUAUUCAUCCAAAACUACUUUUUCCCUCUGCUGCACUGCUCUGUGCUUUUCUAAAACAUUAUCCUCAGACCACACACACACAAGGUGCUGCAGCCUGAGGAGCAGAGACUCUCCUGGUAGGAACUGGUGCAUCCUGUCCGGCUGAGUCUGUGUGCGGAGGCUGAUGAGACAAAAGAUUAUCAUAAUGGAGGAAAAUAUGCCGAAGCCAGACGACAGCACACCCACACAGUGUCUAAUGAAAAGAACUUUCACUGUUUCCCUGUAACCCCGUUGUCUGCACAUUUUUAUUUACGUUGCCAUAGUUUCUUUCUUCAUCUUUCGUGGACCUCUUUCAGUUUUCUCUCACCUCACGUCAUAUCAUGCAUCUUAAUAAACUCUGGUAGUGUGACGCUUUCUUUAGCCACAUAUAUAAAGACCAGCAAAACCCUCAGCAGAGCCUCAGCUUUACAACCGACCCCUACUUUCACCAGAGAAGUGACACGUUGAAGUUAAACUAUUCACUGGGAGGUCAUUGAGGAACUGGAUGUUUUUUACUUCAAUCCAGUGUGAUAGUUUAAUUUCAACCUAUCUUGCCACUUGCUUGAAUGAGAUGAACUGACACAGACAUUUUCCCACAGCAGCUGAGUUCUAGUUGUGCCUGUGUUCAGCCUCCUGUGCUUCACGAUGCCUUCAUGUUUCAUCCCAGUGGAACGGAUACCCAACCUGGGGCUGAUGGACUGAUUCAUUUAAUAUGGACUCCACACUGCCAAUAAGCCAAUAGAGGAGCUCAUUGGACAUUGUACAAAGAAAAACAAGAAACAAAGAGUGUAUAUGAACUGUACAGUAGAGGAGCUGUACCCUACAAGCUUGUCAAUAUGUAUCCAGUGUAAAGAAGUGGAUGGAAAUGCCAUUAGGCUGUUUAAUUCAAAAACGUUAUCGUUGGCCAGUGUGAGUUUCUGUUUUUGUUUGGGCAUUAAAUCACAGAGCAGCUAUGAAAGCAGAUCAUCUGUUCAGCCAUGAGCUGCUGCGCAGUGUCUUCUGCACAUGAAGGUGAUGUUUUAUUUUGUUUAAAGUGUUGCUAAUGUAGCUCAUGAUAUUGUUAGUAAUAAUACUGAAAUCUCUUAUCAUGAUGUGAUGAUGAUGAUGAUGAUGAUACUGAUGAUGAUGAUGAUGAUGAUGAUACUGAUGCUCAGGUGAAGGCCUGUGUAUAUAACGUGUCAUAUUCAAAGGUUGAAGCUCUCAAAGGAUAGGUUCCCAAUAUUGGUCCAGCAGUUGGUCCGCUCCUCUCCAGACUGAAAUGUGUCAACAACUAUUGGAUAAAUGGAAACUGAAUUUGAUGCUUGGUGCCCAGAACUAAUGACUUUCACUUGCUAAGAUAUCAUUGACAAUGUGAAGACGUUAACAUGUAAACAUUACCAUUUAGUUUACUAUGUAUUGACACACCCCCAUGUGAUAUUUUGCCUAUGUACCCUGAAAGAAUAGGAAAAACUACAGGAUAAAUGUCCGUAAGAACCAAUAACUCUUUCAGUGACCCUUUUAAUGAACAGAUUAAAAACAUAUCUGAACCUAUCCUUAAAGACUGAGCUGAAAAAGAAGCACUAUGUACCAUAUUACGAGGCGUUAUAUAGCUUGUUCUUUCAGGAAUUACUUCUUUGAUUAAUGAAGACAAUCGAUGGGAGUCAAGAUUAUGAGAUGGUAGCAAAUGUAUUCUCGAAAAAAGAUUUGUAUUUUUUUUUUUUAUAAAGGUACAUUAUUACUGCGCAGAUUAAACUUUGGGUCCUUGAUCCUCCAUCAUACUGACUGUCAGGAUAGGAGCAAUAAAAGCUGCAGUCCAUUUCAGUAUAUAAAUCCUCACAUGCCAUAUAUUUAUCCUGUACUGUAUUUUAGAGUGCAGCAGGUCUGUGGAGUCACCAGUGUGCCGCACACUGUUUGUAUGUUAUGCUGUUACAAGUGGUGGUAAAAUAUAAGAUGUCUUCCUAAAAGUAAAAAAGAUGGUGCGUAGAGUCUUCGUACCAUUUGAGUUCUGAACUCUUUUCCCUUGGGGGGGUGUACUGCAUUGAUGUUUAAUGCUGCAUGAUGUGUGAGUAAACUACGUGACUAACAGAAGAUAAAAAGUCAAAUCCCUGACGUCCCUCAGUCGUCAGGGAUCUCUGCUGCGAGAGAGGACUAUUACAUCUUGAUGCUAUUUAUAUGUUUACAUCAGGUUAUUUACAUAUUAAUUAACAUGGAUUCAUGUCUUCUUUUUUUUAUUAUCUCAAAGCUGAUUAUUAUUAAUAGUAAAGUAUUGAAAGAAGAGUUUCAAAGGGGAGAAUAAAGAAUAUGAUGAUCA